AUGUGUAGUGAGGCUAUAUCGGUGAUGAGGAUGACUCGUCUUGUGUUGUCUGUUGUUCUUUUGGUUUCCUGUGAGUGGUGUGCUUUAGGUUUUCAUAAUUCGAGGUACCUCCGGAUUGUACGGCAUAAAUCACGUUUUAAAGGGACUGAGCAAUGGUUCGUCCAGAGACUGGAUCAUUUCAACGCCGCUGAUGGGAGGGUGUGGAAACAGAGAUUUUAUAUCAAUGAUACAUUUUAUCAGCCUGGGGGUCCCGUCUUUUUGAUGAUCGGUGGAGAAGGAACUGCAAACCCAGCAUGGAUGGACUAUGGUGCCUGGUUGACAUUUGCAGAAAAGUUGGGUGCCCUCUGUAUACUGAUAGAGCAUCGAUUUUAUGGAAAAAGUCAGCCAACAACGGAUUUAAGCAUUUCAAAUCUUCAGUACCUCCGUAGUGAUCAGGCACUUGCAGACCUUGCCCACUUUCGAACUAAGGUGGAUGUGAAAUUGAACCUUACACAAAAUAAGUGGAUUGCUUUUGGAGGUUCUUAUCCUGGAUCUCUUGCAGCAUGGUUUAGACUGAAGUAUCCACAUCUGGUCUAUGCUGCUGUUGCAUCUAGUGCACCAGUCCAGGCUAUCGUCAACUUUUCCGAGUAUUUAGAGGUGGUUAAUUAUUCUUUGGAAAGUGUCAAUACUCCAUGUCCUUUGCUGGUGAAGGAUGCUUCUGACACACUAAUUGAAUUACUGGCAAAUGCUAGCACAUAUAAACAGAUAACUCGAGAUUUCCGCUUAUGUGACAAGCUUAAAAUAAAAUCUGAAAUGGAUUCUGGUUAUUUGUUGGAGACAUUGGCUGGAAAUUUCAUGGAUGUAGUCCAAUAUAAUAAGGACAACAGAGCUUUUGAGGUAAGUUCUACAACAAACAUGGGCUCUUGUGUAUUGUGCACCGUUUUGCCCAACUUGGAGUUAAACCUGAGAUAUCUGGUUUAGUAUUACCACCAGUUUGUGUAUUUACUGACUAAACCACAGGAGAAGUGUAGACAAAUGUACUUUUAUCUAUCUGUACAUUCCAAUUGCAUUUUUUCCAUUCCAGGCAGGCAGUGGGCCUAUCAGUCAUGUACAGAAUUUGGCUAUUAUCAGUCAACUGAAUCAUCACUGCAGCCUUUUACUGGCUUUCCUCUCAGGUACAAACUUCAGCAAUGUGUAGAUUUAUUUGGCCCAGAAUUUAAUGACUCUGUGGUUGCUGAUGCUGUGGAACACACCAAUGAAAACUAUGGAGGUACGAACAUCAAAGGGAGUCGGAUAGUUUUCCCUAAUGGUUCAAUGGAUCCCUGGCACAUACUGGGAAUUACCAAACAGCAAAAAGCUAUUUACAUUCAAGGUACAGCCCAUUGUGCGGACAUGUAUCCGGAAAAACAAACUGAUGUACCAGAACUCACUAAAGCAAGAGAAGAAAUUUUUCAACGACUCAAAACCUGGAUUAACGGAUGAAGUCUUUUAUCUAUGUGAGAAUGAAACUUAUUAAAAGGAUUCAGAACUUCAGGAAUUAGCUGUAUUUUUUUCCUUGAUAGUAUAAAACA
Molecule: messenger RNA, 1550 nt
Organism: Rhincodon typus (whale shark)
Lineage: Eukaryota; Metazoa; Chordata; Chondrichthyes; Orectolobiformes; Rhincodontidae
Gene: prss59
Product: serine protease 16
Exons: 9
Biological process (GO): proteolysis
Molecular function (GO): serine-type exopeptidase activity; dipeptidyl-peptidase activity
Source: RefSeq, a predicted model, not a curated record